AUGCAAUUCUCCACUGUCGCUAUCAUCGCCGCUGCCGCUGCCGUUGUCUCCGCUGACUCCACUGUCGCUGCCGUCUCUCAAAUCACCGACGGUCAGAUCCAGGCUACCUCUGCUCCAGCUACCACCGCUACCACGGCUGUCACCUCCGCUUCUGCUCCAGCCAACGCGACCUCCAUCUCUAUCCAGACUGCUAACGGUGCUGCCGUUGUCGGCUCUGGUGCCGCUGCGUUUGCCGGUUUGGCCGCUGCUGGUGCUUUCUUGCUUUAA
Molecule: messenger RNA, 267 nt
Organism: Lachancea mirantina
Lineage: Eukaryota; Fungi; Ascomycota; Saccharomycetes; Saccharomycetales; Saccharomycetaceae
Source: the annotation of a GenBank genome assembly